AAGUUGGAGGAGAAUCAUUUGUUAAGGCCUAAAGCUAUUAAAGAUUUGGUAUUGGGUACAAAACAUGUUAUUGUUCAUCUCUCUAUUCAUUGUUUGGUUUGCGCUAGAGUGAGAGUCAAGUUGGAGGAGAAUGAUUUGUUAAGGCUUAAAGUUACUAGAGAUUUGGAAUAAGGUACAAAACCUGUUAUUUUUCAUUUUUCUAUUUAUUGUUGGGUUUGCUUUGGAGUGAGAGCCAAGUUGAAGGAGAAUUAUUUGUUAAGGGCUUAAAGCUAUUAGAGAUUUGAAAAUGGGUACAAAACCUAUUAUUGUUCAUCUUUCUAUUCAUUGUUUGUUUGCUUUGGAGUGAGGGCCAAAAAUGGAGGAUGAUGAUUUGUUAAAAAUUAAGCUAUUAAAGAUUUGGAAAUGGGUAUAAAACCUGUUAUUGUUCAUCUUUCUAUUCAUUGUUUGGUUUGCUUUGGAGUCAGAGCUAAAAAUGGAGGAGGAUGAUUUGUUAAGGAUUAAGCUAUUAGAGAUUUGGAAUUGGAUGGAAAACCUGUUAUUGUUCAUCUCUCUAUUCAUUGUUUGGUUAAUUUAUUUUGGAGUGAGAGCCAAGUUGGAGGAGAAUGAUUUAAGCUUAGAGCUAUCAGAGAUUUGGAGAAAGAGGGCACCAAAUCAAACCAAGUCUUCUCUGUCACUGCUUCAAUUCACACCACCAUUAAACCAAUUCUCUCUCUCUCUCUCUUCUAACAUUAAUUCCAAGUCGUCGUCUUCUUGUUCUUGUUCUCCAUGUAUCCUAGAAAGCAAGGUCCUCCGAGUCCUCCAUGGACUGAUGACGAGAAAGAAAAACACUACGAUUACUCCAAAAACAAAGACACCCACUUUAACAAUCCCUACCUCCGAUUUGGUGCCUUGGUUUUUGUCUCUCUCUCUCUUUGGCUUCUUGUUCUCCUCCUUUGGUUCCCUCCCAAAACCAGACCCAUUGCUGAGGUUGGUGUUGAUCUUGUCCAAAAACCACAGCAGCAACAAAAUGUCCACCCUCAUCUCAUCCGCACAACCCGAAAUCCCAAUAACAUCAAAACUAGUACCGCCGCCACCGUCGACACCACCAGCACCUCAAAAUCCCCAUUCAAAGUUCCCACGUGCGACCCAAGCCUGUCCGUCUAUGUAUACCCUUUGCCGGCCAAGUUCAACCUUGGAUUGCUGAACCAUUGUCACGCUCUAAACCUUUAUACCGACAUGUGUCCCUAUGUGGCCAACAGCGGCCUCGGCCAGCCGCAUCCCAAAUUAGGCUCCGCCGCCUUGUGGUUCGCCACCCAUCAGUUCAUUGCCGAGGUGAUCUUCCACGCACGAGUGGAGAAUCACCCCUGCCGCACUCUUGAUCCAACACGUGCCGCUAUCUUCUACGUUCCUUUCUACGGCGGCCUCUACGCCUCCAGCAAGUUCAAGGAAGCCAACCUCACCGCUCGCGACGAGCUCGCCUUUGACUUGGUCGACUACGUUCAGUCCCAGCCUUGGUGGAAGAAGCACAAAGGUAGAGACCACUUUAUCACCCUUGGGAGGACCGCGUGGGAUUUCAUGAGGGUUACCGAUGGUCCUGAUUUCGGAUUCAACUCCCUCCUCAACCUACCAGCCGUUAAAAACAUGUCGGUGCUGACCGUGGAGAGGCAACCUUGGAAAGGGUCAAACCAACACGGCUUGCCCUACCCUUCCUAUUUCCACCCGUCCACUUGGCAGGAGAUGGUGGCGUGGCAGAACAGAGUGAGGGGAAUGGACCGACCCCACUUGUUUUCUUUCAUUGGUGGGCCCAGAAAGGGGUUAGAAAAAGCGGCCGUUCGGGACAAGUUCAUAAGGCAAUGCGGUGAGUCGACCCGCUGCAUGCUUUUAAAAUGUGGGUCUGGGGCCAGCAAAUGCCACGUGCCCAGCGAGGUGCUAAAGGUGAUGACGGAGUCGCAGUUCUGCUUACAAGCGCCCGGCGACUCGUUCACCCGGCGGUCAACCUUCGACUCGGUGCUUGCCGGCUGCAUACCGGUUUUCUCGUCGCCGCACACGGCGUACACUCAGUACAAGUGGUUUUUACCUGGUGACGAGAGCACGUAUUCGGUUUACAUUGACGAGAAGAGCGACGCGAGUAAGAGAAUCGAAGAGGAGCUGCUGAAGAUUCCGAAAGAAAAGGUGACGGCGAUGCGAGAAAAGCUCAUAGAAUUGAUCCCAAGUCUGACUUACGCGCAUCCGAAUGCGACUAAUCUUGGGUUUGGGGACGCCGUGGACGUUGCACUUGCAUCGUUGGCCAAGCACGUCCAGAAAAUUAUAUGAUUAAUUAAGAGAUUCAUGGAUUAAUUGGAUAUUGGAUGAUGAGAGAGGUGGAUUUUAUGUCUGUUACCAUAUAGAGAAAACUAGCUGAGGUGCGUAGAAAAGUCGUGUGUGUGUAUAUAUAUUAUUAAACUUUUUUACUAUUACAAUAAUUUAGGACGAGAAUUUCGAACAUGUGAUGUAUGAAUAGAAACUCAACACUUUAUUCAUUAAAAUGUUGGACCACAUGCAUAUAUAUGUUGAUUGAUAUGAAGAAUGCUUUCUUGUCUUAA
Messenger RNA from Pyrus x bretschneideri (Chinese white pear), 2561 nucleotides. RefSeq names its product probable xyloglucan galactosyltransferase GT17. The coding region runs from base 766 to 2292 and encodes 508 amino acids. NCBI's taxonomy places the organism in Eukaryota, Viridiplantae, Streptophyta, Magnoliopsida, Rosales, Rosaceae. The transcript has a single exon. The record is from RefSeq and is a predicted model, not a curated record. Gene Ontology annotation, molecular function: glycosyltransferase activity.